AUGGCAGACAAUGAAAACGAGAGGAUGUCCGCAGGCCCAAUACGGGCGGCGGUGGAGACAGAGAUUCGGACGAUGGAAGGCCACACGCACUGGCGCUGUCGAGCCGUCACCGUGGACCUGAAGAACACCAACCGAAUCAGAAUAGCGUGCCGCGAUGAAGAUAAGCACCAGCUGUUCAAGAAAGUGGCAGAAGCCGAGAUCGGUGCAGGAGCCCGGGUACUCCGUGACGAGCUCUACCCGGUCAAAGUUGACAGCGUCAAUAAGGCCGCUGUACUAGAUAAAAAAGACGAGAUCUGA
Messenger RNA from Penicillium waksmanii, 297 nucleotides. RefSeq lists its product as uncharacterized. The record is from RefSeq and is a predicted model, not a curated record. NCBI's taxonomy places the organism in Eukaryota, Fungi, Ascomycota, Eurotiomycetes, Eurotiales, Aspergillaceae. The coding region runs from base 1 to 297 and encodes 98 amino acids. The transcript has a single exon.